AUGGAACAGAAGACGGCACAUCGGAGAACCAGUAGCGGCUCGACCUUGCGGGCAUCGCUGAGCGCUCAGUCGGCACCACCACCUCCACCGUCAGUUCGCGCUUCUCUCUGGAUCCACGAUGACAACUUCUCUCCGGAGGAUGUCCUCAUCAACGAAUCCGUUGUGGGAGACUUGGCUAUCCGCGAAGGCAGCCUGAUCAGAAUAUACCCGGCUCCAGAGACGUCCGAUGUCCGUGACUUCCAAUCGCCAGACGGGGAGCAAGGCGAUUCGAGGCGCAAUACCGGACCUCUGACGGACGGCGAUGGCGUCCCUGGCUGGAAGGAUCACUACCUCUGCAUAGCCAAAUUCGCGCCUGCUGAGUUCAAGGCGAAGCAAGCUAAUUUGCAGGUCUCUAUCAAGGGUCACAUUGCGACGGCUUUUGGCUUCCGGCCACGGUCCCAUGUCCGCAUAGUCCCCGCUUCUUUCGAGGACUGCACAGCAUCUCAUGUUGAAUUCAGUUUCAGGGACACCUACCUCGCCAGGUCGGACAUGUGGCGGUUGGUCGGGCAGGAGUUGGCUGGGAGAACAGUCUAUGCCGGGCAGAGGAUCACCUACAUGGGCACGAUCAAACUUACAGUCAAAGCGAUCCAUGUGCAUCAUCACAGGGUUUCGACGGCGUUCUUCGCGGGCACCACAAUCCCCAUCUUCCGCAGUGAAGCUGCACGCUAUGUGCUCUUCAUCCAAAUGUCAAGCGAAAUGUGGGACUUCGAUUCCGAGGGCGACGGAGAGAUCAUGUUCAACAAGGUUAUCAACGGCUUCCUACCAGACCUCUUCAAGCGGUGGACGGAUCUCGAAGUACGACACCUUGUCAGCAUUGUACUCUUUGGGCGCCUGGAGUACGACAAGGUCGACCUCGCGCGGAACAAGGACAGGAGACUCGAAGUGGCGCCGGCAUCUGGCGCGCCGAACAUGACGGCUCGGCAGUACCAGGACUUCUAUCGCGUCGUCGUCACGGAUAUGGCUAGUGCGCAAUGGACCACAAUUCUGGAUGAGCUGAAGAAAGACUUUCGUGUGUUUCUGAGAGACAUCUCCCUACACACAUCUAACCACGAUGACAUUAUCGAGGACGAUACCAAGGCUCGCCCGGUACGCAUUGCUGGAAGACCAAGUACCGCCAUGAAAGGGAACAUCCUAGAAGCCAUCAAUAUUGCCAGUACUCAAUUCGCCCACGACUUUGAGGAUCGAGACCUGAUCCGCACCGGGGUCUCCAUUGUGGUCGUCACCGCUGGCACGGGAGUGUUCGAAGUCAACCGAGAUUUGCUCAACCUGACAUCGCAAAACUUGACGAACAAUGGAGUUGGCAUUGACAUUGUUUGCUUGUCCAGGAUGCCACUGCACUCUGUGCCUCUGUUCAAGUAUCGCUCAUCCGGAGCCGAAGAACCACUUCUGUCUUCACUGUUUGAAGAUGCCGGCAGUCAGGAUCGCCACUACUCAUCUAGCACCAGCUUCUUUGACUCUGUCCAGCCCAGGAAACUGUCACCGGCAGUCUCAUCCACGGCCACGAACAGCACCCGAUUUUUUGCGAGCUUUAUGUCAGGACGGAAUAAUGAUGGGCUUCAGGGGUGGAGCUACGGCAUACCUCAGUGGAUUGAUCUCUCGUACUGGUCGGCCGACAUCGAGCCCCUGGAGGUCAAAGUAGUAGAAGGUCCAAGCAAGAUUACGGGACCGGCGUCGGGGCGUAAGAAGGGUCCUUUUGUCCCUCGAGUCAGGAUGUAUGAGAUUCAGAUGAUGGGUCUCAUGGAACUGGGCAUGGCGGAUAUGAGCAUACCGUACAUGACAGAGACCCAGGGUGCGGCUGCUGGGCGGGUCAAACGCAGGACCUCAAAACGCCAACGUACGAGCGGGAGUCGCAGUUUGUCGCACUCUCCCACUCUAUCGCGCAAGAGUCGUCUCAGUGCUGAGCCGAGGCGCCCGGCUCCGGGACUGCUCUCCUCCCAUGCCAAAGCAUUUGGGAGCGUAUUUGACCGGAUGGACGAAUACGACUCGGCAUUAUUUCAGACGCAGCUCAACUCGGAAGCCGCUUCGAAAGCACCCAAGGCACAGGGUCGUGCCUCAGCGGUUAUCGGUACGGCGCCGCCCAACUCUUCAGAGAAGUCUCAACCAGAUACUAAAGCACCCAAAUCCGGGUCAGGACUGACGAAGGUACUCACGAAUAAGUCUCUGAACUCGCCUUUUCGACCGCAGCUGCCCUCUCUCGUCUCGGCAGAUGCUUCGAGCUCCAGCAUGACGAUCAAGAAGACGCCCGAGGCUGCAAAGGUCAAUCGCACCCUGAACUAUGCGUUACGGGGUUUGGCUCCUCCUAUCCGUGCUGUUGCUAGUACCGAAGUCAAUAUUACCAAUGCUCAGGCACAACCGCCUUUCGGUAACCCAGGGCAUUCACGACCGACCGUGGCUACAACAGCCGCCAGCAUCCGCUCUGUCUCCACUAACAGUGUGCUCACUGAGAAGAACAAUGUAAGCCCUGCGGCUUCGCAGAGAUCUCCUCGUUUCCAGGGUCGUCUGGAUAACGCUCCAUCAAAGCCGAUCUCGAUCAACACCCCGUUGCGUAAGGUGCGCGCUGAUGGACUCGGCGAGUCCCAAGGGUCGGAUUCUACGGCACGGCGGCUUAAUGAUCACAUCGCCGUCGCCCAAGCCGACGCCGGGUCCAAGCACGAAUCCGACAGUGACUCAUCAGUCUCUACAGAGAGCGACAUUUCAGAUAGCUCAGACGGUGUGGAUACAGCCGAUAGCCAGCUCGGGAUGUCAGUGGCCAGCUCUGUGCCCAAGAGUGCGCUCCCCUUCGUCCGCAAUGUGAAUGCGUCGAAUCCGUUGAAAAGGCAUCCUGAAAGAGAGACACUCUAUGGCAGGUGGCAGCAUCUAUAUCCUCGCAAGCCUCGUGCCGCAACCGUCAAAUGGAGGUCUUUGUGUACACCUGCUUCAGUUCCACUGACGACAGAAGACUUCCCAACCAGGGACGAGCUUGAAAUGGACUUUGAUUCUGCGACCUACGAGCUGACUCUGACCCACUCAAACGAGCUGCUCGAGGAACCUGAGUCUCGUGAUAUUCUCCUCCGUGAAAUGCUGGCUCUGAGAUUUGCACACGGUUACCAACUAGUCGUCGGUCCUGCAUUGCUCGAGGCCGUGGGGCCGGGUACGUGCGACAGCUCUUCUUUCUUCACACCUAACCUGGUAAGGCCCGAUGGGUCGUUCAUUGUCAUGUCGAUGGGCAACACGAUACAGAAGAUAUCGCUCCAGCAAAAUGAUCGUCUCCAGGUGACCAAGUAUCUCCGGAGACAACCAGCAGUCAAACCUUCGGCUCCGCAACACAUCAGCUAUUACCCCAACAUCCGGACCAUCCUCUCUGGGGCGUACAAGCUUCGAGACAUGCAGUUUAGUGGCUUCUCCGAGCAAUAUCCAUGGGAGGCAGCUGACAAGUAUCUCGAAAAUCUGCAGAGGCAGCCCGAUGUGGAUGUGCAAGCUCUUCGUUUCUGGCGUGCUCGGUUCGUGCUCAUCCCUGUAGCUCCGCCGGCAAACUCUUGGAGGCCCGCAUCUUCCGAGCCUGAGGAAAGCGAAGAAGAAAUCCAUCUGCGUGGCAUCCGGGCGUUGACCCAAAUGUGGCAGAGAGCUCGAUAUGUCCCGCUGGACGAGCGAAGACCAGCGCACAACCGCCUCAGCACCAUGAAAAGGAAGGAUCGGAAGCCUUUAAGAAUCAAUCUUGAGACCCUCAAUCCAUCCGAGCUGGUGGCCACCGAGCUCGACAAGCUUGUUGCGGCCGAGGAAGCCGGAGAGAGCCAGAAUACCCAGCUGCUACCGGAAGCGGAACAGUUUGACCGAGAUUCGUUCGCCCUACCCAAACUAGCUCAGGCACUACAAGGCGAGAAUGGCAUCGAGAUCAAGACGAGAAGGUGGCACUGGCGACUCCAUUACAGCUGCUUCAUGGGCGAAGAUCUCACCAAUUGGCUCGUGCACAACUUCAGGGAUAUUGACACCCGAGAAGAGGCUGUAGAGCUCGGCAAUGAGCUCAUGAAGGAGAACCUCUUCGAGCACGUCAACAGCAAGCACAACUUCAAGGACGGGAACUAUUUCUACUCCAUCAAACCGGAAUAUCGAACGCAGCGACCAGAUGCGAGACAAUCAUGGUUUCCCGCAAGCCGUCGCUCAGAGCGAUCGAUUCCCCCUACCCCAGCGAUUGAGCAGCCUAAUCGUGAAUUUCUGGGUGGCAGAUCCCGUUCAGGCUCCAAUCUGGCGGUCCACGGGCAAGCUGCCUCGGAGCUCGCAAAGACACUCGCAGACAAGAAGAAGCGGACUGUCACGUUGAGCAAGAUGAUCCGUAUCGACGUAGACACGCGGAAACGGUCCAACAAGCCGGAGAUUGUCAACCUGCACUACGACAGAAUCCACAAUCCCGAGAAUUGUUAUCAUCUCGAGCUCUCCUGGCUAAAUACCACGUCCAAGUUGGUCGACGAUGCCAUUGUCGGCUGGACGACCCAGGCGGAGAAAUACGGCCUCAAGCUGGUUGAAGUGCCUAUUGCAGAAGCUUUCAAGGUUCCAGAGCAUGAACCCUUCCGUGCUGCCUACCGGGUCAAGCUUGCACUCGAUCCACCUCGCCGCAGUGCAGCCACCUCGAUGUACUUCACGGCCGUGGCAUUCGGACCCCAGGCACCUCUUAAGGAGGACGUCCAUUUCUACCAGAAAGCCCUGCUGAAGCGCUUCAACUUCGUGCUCGAUCUCGAAGCACCGUCCGAAUUUCCCGAGAACGUCGAGAUCAAGUACUCUUGGGGCGAUCUGGACUAUCGAUACACGCAGUUCGUGCAUCGGUCUGGCGUGUGUCUCGCUCAAAUCACUGAUGAGGGAGACUUUCUCCUCCUUGCGAACAGGCUAUACAACUCACGGCAGGCCUCGGCAAAGGAAACGUCCAAAUUCGACACCAGCAAGAAGGACAAUCUGACACCCAACACAUCCAGCUCGAUGCUCAUGCGACCCCAAACUCUCACGUCGACGUAUUCCGCACCUCCACCGAGCAUGCAAGCGUCGGGCAUCAUCGGCCUGAACGUCCAAUCGCCACGUACAGGGCCGUACGCAUCACCGCUCAUCCGACCGCUGAAAUCGACGCCGAUCCCGCCAACCAUGCUCGACACGCGCACCUCCUCAUCACUCGACACCGCCACCGGCACCGGCAACGGCACCAACCCCUCGAGCACUUCUAGCCUCAUCGGCCCGACCAUGAACAACAACCACCACCACCACCACCACCACCACCAGUACCAACCCAUCCCAAACACCCACGUCGCCAUCCCCCAGACCCCCAAAAUCACAGCCGACGUGCUCGGCACGCGCCGCGCCCUCAUCGCCUCGGGCCUCACCCACUACGUCACGCCGGAGCAAAUCAAAGACGACAUCGAGUCCUUCUGCCAGGACGUCGCCCAGCUCGACGACUUCUACAAGGAAGUCACAGCCAUGUUGUUGCCCGCGCCCCAGGCCAGUCUGCGUGACGGGGCGGCGGCGGCGGCAUCUUCAUCGUCGCCUCACAUGGGCGCGUCGAUGUCCUCUAUCACCACCACAAACGGCAAUGGCAGUGGCAAUGGCAAUGGGAAGGAAGUGAGGGUCCGCACAGGCAAGACGAGCUCCAGUCUGCUCAUGCCGCUUCGAGAGCCCGUCACGGUGUCCGAGGGUAUGGGCAUAGGCAUGGACGUUGAGACCAUCCCGGAGUUUAAAUUGCCCGGUCCAAAGUACGGUCCUGUGAGGAAACAACAGGCUGACGCUGGAGGUGGUGUGCCCGCGGGACAGGGGUGA
Cladophialophora carrionii CBS 160.54 is the source of this 5811-nucleotide messenger RNA. RefSeq lists its product as uncharacterized. The record is from RefSeq and is a predicted model, not a curated record. Gene Ontology annotation, biological process: negative regulation of TORC1 signaling; positive regulation of autophagy; intracellular signal transduction. The transcript has a single exon. Lineage: Eukaryota; Fungi; Ascomycota; Eurotiomycetes; Chaetothyriales; Herpotrichiellaceae. Bases 1 to 5811 code for a protein of 1936 amino acids. Gene Ontology annotation, molecular function: GTPase activator activity. Gene Ontology annotation, cellular component: GATOR1 complex.